Vitis vinifera (wine grape) is the source of this 2995-nucleotide messenger RNA. RefSeq names its product probable L-type lectin-domain containing receptor kinase VI.1. Gene Ontology annotation, biological process: protein phosphorylation. The transcript is spliced from 7 exons. The coding region runs from base 823 to 2784 and encodes 653 amino acids. Gene Ontology annotation, molecular function: protein kinase activity; ATP binding. NCBI's taxonomy places the organism in Eukaryota, Viridiplantae, Streptophyta, Magnoliopsida, Vitales, Vitaceae. The record is from RefSeq and is a predicted model, not a curated record.
UAAAUUGCAUCCGGAUUUAGGUUUUUUUAAUCCUACUAUUAUUUGCCUACAUAUGGACACAUAGAAACUUCAUUUGGAAAGAUACCAAGCAUCUUUGUGAAAUAUGCUAUAUGGCGAGUAAAGACAAACCAAAAGAAAGAUGAUACAAUAUGACAAAUGUUCAGUGAGGCCAUUGUCAAACAGAUUUAACCCUUAACUUCUACUGUAUUCCCAAAUGUGAUUUGUGAGAUGUAUACUGGUGACAGCUAAAAACCAUGGCCAUGUACAAGAUCACCAAACAAAAUUCAUUCAGUCUACACUGUCAAAUAGGAUCAUUUACUUUUCCAGGAAAAAAAAUUCACCCUGAUUGGAGCUGUCAUUGUUUAGGAUGUACUGAGACUGUCUUAACUGGUAGUGGUCUGUUUGUCUUAUGCCUCAGAGAAUUAUAUGCAGAGGUAGAAAGCAUAUAAUAAGCUAAAAGUGACAUUAUUUUUGUAAGAAAACAUACCUUUUCUGUUGUUUUUUCGAUCUUUCAGAGGCCGGCGAUGGUAUUUUAAGAACAGAAAGUAAGGUGGCAUAUGCAGAUUGUAAAAUCUCUAGGACGAUGCCACCGAUCCUUUUCCAAUCUAUUGAUAUUAAACAAUGAAGAGAACCCCACAUCUUGGACCUGCAAAGAUCAAAUAUCACUGCUACUUCCAACCAUUUGCUUUUCAUAGAGUUGCUACAAAUAACCCCAGUUCAUAUUGCAAGUUGCAACUUGUUAAGAAGUUCUACCUUCCUUAAGGAACCAAAACCUCCUGUUCUAUGGCCUCUUUAGUGUCUACUCAGUAAGGGUUUGACAUCAUGGAUGAAUCCAUCUUGCAUACUCAUAAAUGGCAGAGGACUAAGUGUCUGAAAUUGCUCUUUGUUGUAUAUAUUUUUAUUGUGAUCGGUGCUGUAAAUUUUGCAGUUUGUCAUCCUUCUGCAAGUGACUGCAUACUUGAUUUUCAGUCUUUGUCAUCCUCAUCUUCAAGCUGUGAAGAGGGUGAUUGGGGAAGUUUUCUAAACAAGGGCUGCUGUGGAGCAGCUUUUGGUGGAUAUCUCUAUUCACUGGGGAAGCAUGCAAAUGAAACAGGGAAAGUAUACUUGAAUUCCACUGAACAGAGGAAUUGCUUGACUUCAAUGAAACGUUUUGAGGCAGAUGCUGUCAGUUGUGGAAUUGAGAAGCUAACAAGUGGUACUGGGGGCUGUUCUGACUUCUUUGUCUUUGAUGUCACUGAAAAGUUGGGAGAUGAAUUUAGGAGUUUGGAGGAAAAUUGCAAAUUUGUGAGUCCUGAUGGAGAAUGGGAUCAAUCAUGUAGUUCUUGUGUGACGAGUUGGGAAGACAUAAGAGGAAUACACUCCACUUUGAAGGAUGAAACUGAUGUUUGUAGGUUUGCAGUGCUGGUAUCACUAAUAAGCAGCAGAACUGAAGAUGAGUCAUGGUUUGGAAAAAUUUACACAUGCCUCAGGGAGCAGGACAUUGACAAAGGUCAUUUCCAUUUUCAAUCAAAUACGCGGUCCUCUGGACGGGAUGAAACAUCAAGGAGUCAUACAAAGUUUAAAAUUAGCACAGGUGAGUCUGCAUCCACCAUCAUAUCAUCACAUCAUAUCUUAGAUGGUUUGUUCUUUUCAAUUAACUAUGGAGAAUUUUUACACGCGUACAGGUUUAUGGUUUCUGAUAGGAGGUCUCAUAGCGAUGGCUUUGAUAAUAACCAUUGGUAUAUGGUUCUUGUUAAGGAGAUGGUGUAUAUAGUGAUUCUGUUUAUUCAUUUGACAGCAUUAAAAGCCGUGGCACCAGAGGGGCCUGGUUGUAUGAAAAUCUCAAUCAAGGAGGUCUACUCUGCCACAAACAAUCUAAAUGAGAAGAACAUCAUUGGUGAAGGAACAGCAGGAAAGGUAUACAGAGGCAUACUACAAAACAAUCAACAUGUUGCAGUCAAGCACAUCAUCAAUGACAAUCAUAUGGAGACCUUUGUCAGGGAGAUCACAAGCUUAUCACACAUCAAACAUCCAAAUCUUGUGGCCUUACUGGGUUAUUGUGAAGUAGAAGAUGAGUGCUUCCUUGUUUAUGAACUAUGUCCCGAUGGAAACCUCUCAGAGUGGCUUUUUGGGAAGGAUAAAGUCCUGUCUUGGAUUCAAAGGCUUGAGAUUGCAAUCGACAGUGCUCAAGGUCUUCUUUUCCUCCACACAUAUCCAGCAGGAUGCAUUGUUCACCGUGAUAUCAAGCCAACAAACAUUCUUCUUGGAGCAAACUUUGAAGCCAAGCUGUCUGACUUUGGAUUGUCCAAGGUUAUUGACCAGGGUGAAUCCCAUGUUAGCUCAGAAGUCAGAGGAACUUUUGGCUAUAUGGAUCCUGAGUACCAAUCCAACCACCAUGUCAACCCAUCUGGUGAUGUAUACAGCUUUGGGAUAGUGCUUCUUCAAAUCCUCUCAGGGAAGAAAGUUAUAAAUCUGAAUCUGAAGAAACCAAUGUCUUUAGAUAAAAUGGCCAAAAUCCUUACAAAAGAUGGAAGCAUAACAGAAUUUGUAGAUCCUAAACUUGAUGGGGAGUACUCAGCAGAAGCUUUUGACCUGAUACUUAAGCUUGCUCUCUCAUGCACAUCGCUUAAGCAACAACGGCCAUCUAUGGAACAAGUUGUUCUGAGGUUAGAAAAGGCCCUUGAAAUCUCAACUAUGGCAAAGGCUUGUACACCUCAACUGACACCAAAUCGUCUAUCAUCUGGAGAAAAGAGAUUUCUCGACGAGAUUCAUUGUUACAAUAAUAUCUUGUUUGACAGUACAUGAACAUUAGAAUACCAAAGCAUAUUUGUACCUAGUUUCAUAAUCAGAAGCUGAUUUAGAAUUUAAUGAUCCAGGAAUUGUGUAAUGAAUCAUAAAUCCAUGGAAUGGUGAUAUCCAUGGAACAACAUUCUGGUAGAGAAUUACUAGACAUUCAAAAUGGCAUUCCCUGAAUGCCAUGAAUCAUUUGACACUACUAAACAGCUUUUCCUUUCCA